Mauremys mutica (yellowpond turtle) is the source of this 1865-nucleotide messenger RNA. Its product is annotated as immunoglobulin alpha-2 heavy chain-like. Lineage: Eukaryota; Metazoa; Chordata; Testudines; Geoemydidae. The transcript has 7 exons. Bases 1 to 1137 code for a protein of 378 amino acids. The record is from RefSeq and is a predicted model, not a curated record.
AUGACCACAGCUCCUGUAAUACCACUGGUAUGGGGUGGAGGCACUCAGCCCUCCAUCCGCGAUCCUAACUUGCAGCCUUCUGUUUCUGACAUUCAGGCUCAACUGAAGCCAGUGAGAAUGUUACUGGUGCAGGUGCUUAUUGUGGCUUCAAUUUGGUCAUAUGGAGCUGCACAAGUACAACUGACACAAGAUCAGCUAUCCAUCACAAGGAAACCAACUAAAACAGUAAGAAUUGACUGUAAAGUUUCUGGCAUCAGUAUUGGUGAUGCUUUUAUACACUGGUAUCGACAGAGACCUGGAGAAGCUCCGGAAUGGAUACUCUACUUUAAGACACAAACUGAUAAAUCAAAUUUUGACAAAGAGAAGUUUAGCGUGGACAAAACAAAUGAAAAAUCCACCUGUACCCUAACAGUAGACAAACUAACCUACAAUGACAUGGCUACUUAUUACUGUGCCUGCUGGGAUCGCACAGUUUUAGAAAGCCAUAGACAAACUGUACAAAAACCUCACUCUGUACAGCUGAAGAUCUGGCCCAUGAGUUUUUGCAAAGCUCAUGAACACAGUGAGAACAAUGAUAUCAAAGUCUUCGGCUCUGGCACAAAGCUCAUUGUUUCAAGCACACCAGCACGUUUAAAUGACACCAUGAUACAGGUCCUGCCUCCUUUUACUGAACAAGAUGGGAAAGUAUCCUACAUGUGCUUCAUUAAGGAUUUUCACCCAAAUGUUAUUAAGGUGACUUGGGAAGAUCAGAACAAGAAUGAAGAGAAAAAUGGAGUGCACGAGGAAAUUUGGCCCCCUGAUGACAAUCAACAGUCAUACUCAUUGAGCAGCUGGCUGACCAUAGAUAAAAAUAGUAGCAAGAAUUAUAGCUGCAAAUAUCAACAUGAAAUCAAAGGAGGUUUUGUCCCCACCAAAUCUCCAGACAAACCUGUAGCGUCUCAAACCACAGGAGGUUGUAGCCAAAAACCUGAAAACGGCACCACGGUUAGCACAGAUAUUACAGACAGUUUCAUACAUAGGACGGCAUCUUUAAUAUACAUUGUCCUUCUCCUGAAAAGCACCAUGUACUACGUCAUCGUACUCUUCUUCAUAUACAGGAUGCAAAGGCCAAUCAAGCGCCGGGGAAAAAAACCUUAAACUUCUCCUUACACCUUCCAACGUCAGCAUUUGUGUCUGAAAUAUACUUUGCUUUGCCAUAAGCCUGAUCAUAUGAAACAUCUUGCUCUAAAUAUUAAGACAUUCAUUUCAAUUUGAUUUUGUUGGUUAUUUCUCUAAUUAGCACAGAUGGCUUCUUCUGCUUGAGAGUGAACAGUUUUAUGUGUGACCAUUUUUCCUAUUUUAUUAUUUUAAUUUUGUAACUGUGGAACUUCAAGGGCUGAGGCUACACUCCUUGAUUUCAAUAGGAAUUUUGCACCACAAAGCCAUGCAGAAUCAUUCACUUAGGCUCUUAACCUGCAAAAACACUUGUGCACACAAAGAACUUUUUCAAUGUGGAUAGGCCAACUGCACUCAGUGAAGUCCCAUAAAUACAUCUCUACCUCGAUAUAACGCUGUCCCCGGGAGCCAAAAAGUCUUACCACGUUAUAUGUAAAACCGCGUUAUAUCGAACUUGCUUUGAUCCGCCGGAGUGCACAGCCCCCACCCCCGAGCACUGCUUUACCACUUUAUAUCAAAUUUGUGUUAUAUCCGGUCGUGUUAUAUCGGGGUAGAGGUGUAUUUACAGGGGUGGAGUCCUAAUCUGUAACUUAAAAUGAUUUGUCAUUUCAUUUCUACUAAAUACAUUUAUUUGCUUUAUAAAACAAAAACUGGCUUCUAAAAUAUGACUAAUUUUCUUUAAGUGACAGAUUAAUGUAUUUAAAAUAAAA